AUGAAGUAUCUCCUGUUUUUGUGUCUGGGAAUCAGCCAGACCUAUUGCCUUCCCACCUCGGACGGUUCUACGGCGACAGAACCUCUGUUUGUCAAAAUGCAAGGUCCAGAUGGCCUCGAUAUUUUCGAGCCGUACCAACGUGAUAACCUUACCCAAUGGAAGCCUGAUAGCACUUUCUAUGAAGGUGUCCCAAUGGUCGAGAAGCAGACUGUGAUCAAUGGGGAAACACUCAUUUACCAAGACUUCAACAUCUCUGCUCUUACCUUGGAGCAGUUUAAGAAGUACAUCAUGUCUACCCCCGACUUCUUCGAUAGCCAUGGCAGCAUUAUCUUCUCCGAUGAAGAUGCACAGGCAUACAGGGAGUUUAUGAUUGCUGCAGAGAACCAUGGGGACACUGGCGUUGCUAUGCCCCUCAAUCUCACCAAAAGAGAUUCUCUCCCUGCAACAGACUGUUCCGACUCCAACAUGUUCUGCAGAGACAAAUGCCUCAAAUUAGUCCAGCGAGGUGUGGUGCAAUCCACAAAUGAUGACGUGUAUGGAGAUUACCACUACGAUUCAGACAGUUUCUGUGGUACUGGGAGUAUCACCAAGACCGUCUCAGUCACUGAUGUUUCAGGGGUCACUAUCGGUGGUACUGGUCAGAUCCCAGGAUUUGGCAAGGGUUGGACAAAGCUGGUGUCGACGUUCUUUAAUACCUUUGGGUUUAAUAUCGGAAAUACUCCAGAUUCUGUCACAACUGCUAUUGGUUACACAGGUAACUGUGGUUCGGGCAAUGUCUGCUUCCUCUGGCACAGGCCCCACUUUACAGUGAAUAAGGGAGUUAUAAUUAAUCAGACUGAGUAUAUCGAUGCGUUUACGCAGAAAACCUGUCAGAAUCCAGACACAACCCCUUAUGAGGCCCAUAUAAUGCAUGAAGAGUCUGACGGUGGUGGCGCGGGUAAGUUAUUAUCUCCUCGUUCUGUUACAAAGCUCAAAUGA
This is a messenger RNA of Aspergillus terreus NIH2624, 978 nucleotides long. RefSeq lists its product as uncharacterized. The record is from RefSeq and is a predicted model, not a curated record. NCBI's taxonomy places the organism in Eukaryota, Fungi, Ascomycota, Eurotiomycetes, Eurotiales, Aspergillaceae. The transcript is spliced from 5 exons. The coding region runs from base 1 to 978 and encodes 325 amino acids.